Lentinula edodes (shiitake mushroom) is the source of this 989-nucleotide messenger RNA. RefSeq lists its product as uncharacterized. The record is from RefSeq and is a predicted model, not a curated record. The coding region runs from base 58 to 840 and encodes 260 amino acids. Lineage: Eukaryota; Fungi; Basidiomycota; Agaricomycetes; Agaricales; Omphalotaceae. The transcript is spliced from 2 exons.
UCUUGAACUCGAACCUCCAUUUUCUAAAACUCAUCUUCAAUUUUCUCCAUCUCGCCCAUGCGCUUAUUCAGCUCUCUCGUCUUUCUUCCUACAUUCAUAGCUGUAGCAUUCUUUUCCCUGUCUACGUCCGCCUGUGAAGGAGAUUGUAUUACGAACACGACCAACGAAUUUAUCAGACUAUAUGCGACUCCAUUGAAGACGCUCCUGGACCAUACGGAUAUCGAUCUCGCAUCUCGCUUCAACCUCCCUUCCUCUUCAAAAUGUGUCUCCUACCUUCAAGAUGCCUACGCCAAGAUCGCUUAUGCUUACCUUGAGAAUGCCAUCUUUCCUUCAUAUUUUCAUGGAAAAUGCCAACAGCGCACCGCGAACGGCACGCUAGUCAACCCGCCCGGAUGCCCUAAUCCCGAUUGCCCCGUUGUCUGCGGCACACCAGGAUCUAUGGUUCAUCAUUACGACGCCUUGCGCAACAUCACGGUCAAUUCUCAUGAAGGAAUGUUCGCUCUUCUGACGAAGCAAGACUCGGGAUCAUUCCAAGAUGUGAAGACAUGUGUGCUGGGCGCUACGACCCUCAAGAAAUGUCCCCAAGAGCCCGCUCGUACUACAAGAUCAUUUUCGCGAUCAUUUGCAGCUCAUUUUCCUCGCUCCUUGGUUGGUGGUUCUUCCAGCGGAUUCUCGCCUCGCGGGAACUGCUAUGAUGACACGAAUUUUGAGAAGAAUCUCUACGACGUCCUUCAGGCCGGCAUGGUACAGAUGUGGGCUGAUGUAUGCGACGCAAAGAAGGACUAUGCGAAAUGUAGCUGGGAGAAGGAGAUGAAGGCCUUUAUUUUGCAAUUUCCUUGAUCGGAAUGCCCUUGGAGAUCUUACACUCCAUACGACAUAUUUCUAUCCCUCGUCAACAAGACUGUAAUUGGAUUUUUUAGAGUUUCUGUACGGCUAGUACUCGCUCAUCGCUAUGUAUCUAUAGAUAGUUUUGUAUCAUGCAUUUUCUG